CCAUGUGUCCUCAAGAAAAUCCAAAAGUACAAUUGGGCCAUUGGCACAAUUUAAACAUGUUCUUUUCAACCUUAACUUCAAUACUCCCACCUUAAAAUAAAAAAUUAAAAUAACCAAAACUAAGCUUCAAAAAAUUCCAAUGGCUAUGGCAUCUUCACUAAUUUGUUCAACUCCAAUUCCAACCAAAUUCAUCACAAAACAAAACCCCCUUUCUAAUCACUCUUCAAAUCCUAUUUUCCCCAAAUUAACCAAACAACCUUUAAGGAAUUUGGUGGUUUUAUCAACAGCUGCAAUUGAAGCUGAAACACAAAAAUCUGGUACUGCUAAAACUCCAUCAAAGUCACUUCCUUUUAGAGUUGGACAUGGAUUUGACCUUCAUAGAUUGGAGCCUGGCUAUCCUUUGAUUAUUGGUGGGAUUAAUAUACCUCAUGAUAGAGGUUGUGAAGCUCACUCUGAUGGUGACGUUUUGCUUCAUUGUGUUGUUGAUGCGAUUUUGGGAGCUUUAGGGCUUCCUGAUAUCGGGCAGAUUUUCCCGGACACUGAUCCUAAAUGGAAGGGUGCGCCUUCUUCGGUGUUCAUGGAAGAAGCUGUGCGUCUAAUGCAUGAAGCCGGUUAUGAAUUGGGAAACCUAGAUGCCACUUUGAUUCUUCAAAGACCAAAAGUGAGCCCACACAAGGAGGCUAUUAGAGCCAACUUAUGUAAGCUGCUUGGUGCUGAUCCUUCUGUUGUGAACCUGAAAGCAAAGACUCAUGAGAAAGUUGAUAGUCUCGGUGAGAACAGGAGUAUCGCGGCUCAUACUGUUGUUCUUCUUAUGAAGAAAUAGUGAAUAGAGCUGGUCGAUUUUGUUGUAUAAAACUUGCCUAGUUUAUAAAGAUUUUACUAGUCUUCCCCUUGAGCCGGCCCCGGGCUGCAAGUUCCAACUCUUGUAGAAUAUUCAGUGGUACUUCAGCAGUUUCCUUGAAGGUUCAGUCAAUUUGUUUGAUCAACAAGAAACAUACUAAAAUUUCCCA
Molecule: messenger RNA, 1010 nt
Organism: Capsicum annuum
Lineage: Eukaryota; Viridiplantae; Streptophyta; Magnoliopsida; Solanales; Solanaceae
Product: 2-C-methyl-D-erythritol 2,4-cyclodiphosphate synthase, chloroplastic
Exons: 3
Coding region: 140-823 (227 amino acids)
Biological process (GO): terpenoid biosynthetic process
Molecular function (GO): 2-C-methyl-D-erythritol 2,4-cyclodiphosphate synthase activity
Source: RefSeq, a predicted model, not a curated record